Amphimedon queenslandica is the source of this 2336-nucleotide messenger RNA. Its product is annotated as methylmalonyl-CoA mutase, mitochondrial-like. The record is from RefSeq and is a predicted model, not a curated record. The transcript is spliced from 17 exons. Bases 18 to 2261 code for a protein of 747 amino acids. Gene Ontology annotation, molecular function: metal ion binding; cobalamin binding; methylmalonyl-CoA mutase activity. Gene Ontology annotation, cellular component: mitochondrion; cytoplasm. NCBI's taxonomy places the organism in Eukaryota, Metazoa, Porifera, Demospongiae, Haplosclerida, Niphatidae.
CUUAUCUGGAAAUAACAAUGUGUGCUCAAGUGUCUUGUUCUCUGUCUUUUCUCACAAGAUCAGUCAGAAAUGUGAGGGGCUAUUCGGAAUGGCUCAAGAAUAGAAGAUAUUUUUGUUCUGAGGCAAGUGGUGCUGGAUCUUUAGACGCUGAGUGGUUUGAAUUAGCAAAGAAACAGUUGAAAGGGAAGGAUCCUAACCAGACACUAACGUGGCACACUCCUGAAGGUAUUUCCAUAAAGCCGCUAUACACUAAAGAUGAUACCUCCCGUCUUGAGUCUGAGAUACCCGGGAAGUACCCCUUCACUAGAGGGCCCUACCCCACCAUGUACACACACAGACCCUGGACUAUUAGACAAUAUGCUGGGUUUAGUACAGUUGAAGAAAGUAAUAAGUUUUACAAAGCAAACAUUAAAGCUGGUCAGCAAGGACUCAGCGUGGCCUUUGAUUUACCAACACACAGAGGCUAUGACUCAGAUAAUCCUAUAGCCAUUGGAGAUGUUGGUAUGGCUGGAGUGGCUGUCGACUCUGUGGAAGAUAUGAAAAUACUGUUUAAUGAGAUACCAUUGGACACCAUGUCAGUUUCCAUGACAAUGAAUGGGGCUGUCCUUCCAGUCCUGGCCAUGUACAUUGUUGCAGCUGAAGAACAGGGCGCGUCACAGGACAAGCUGUCCGGUACUAUCCAAAACGAUAUCUUAAAAGAGUUUAUGGUUAGGAAUACUUAUAUAUAUCCACCAGAGUUCUCUAUGAAAAUAGUUGGAGACAUAUUCGCUUAUACUUCGAAAAACAUGCCUCGGUAUAAUUCAAUAUCAAUAUCAGGCUAUCAUAUGCAAGAGGCAGGGGCUGAUGCUGUCCAAGAGCUAGCGUUCACUAUUGCUGAUGGUUUGGAGUACUGCAGGACCGGACUCAAAGCUGGGAUUGAUAUUGACAGCUUUGCUCCCCGACUCUCCUUCUUUUGGGGCAUUGGUAUGAACUUUUAUAUGGAAAUAGCUAAAAUGAGAGCUGCAAGGCGUCUUUGGGCUCACCUGGUCAGCUCACACUUCAAUGCCAAGAAUCAGAGAUCACUUCAGCUGAGAGUCCACUGCCAGACAUCAGGCUGGUCACUAACAGAGCAGGAUCCUUACAAUAACAUUGUCCGUACUGCCAUUGAAGGGAUGGCUGCUGUGUUUGGAGGCACUCAGUCCCUUCAUACUAAUUCAUUUGAUGAGGCACUGGCUCUCCCCACUCCAUUCAGUGCCAGGAUAGCAAGAAACACUCAAAUCAUAAUACAAGAAGAGACUGGGAUACCAAAGGUUGCUGAUCCAUGGGGUGGAUCUUUCAUGAUGGAAUCCCUUACUGAAGAAGUAUAUCAAUCUGCGCUGAAAAUUAUUAAUGAGAUAGAAGAGAUGGGUGGGAUGGCCACUGCUGUUGCUCAAGGCUGGCCCAAACUAAAAAUAGAAGAGGCAGCGUCAAAGAAACAAGCAAGAAUAGACUCAGGGCAAGAAGUCAUAGUUGGUGUUAAUAAGUAUAGGCUCGAGGCUGAGGAGCCUGUGGAUGUACUGUCCAUUGAUAAUAGUAAAGUAAUAGAGACACAGAUCAAUAAGUUAAAACAGAUAUAUGCUACACGUGAUGGAGAAGCUGUACAGUCUGCUUUGAAUAACCUAACAGCUUGUGCUAGAGGUGAAGGUGGCAAUUUACUUGAGCUGUCUAUACAGGCUGCAAGAGCACGUUGUACAGUUGGAGAGAUAUCAGACUCACUUGAAGCAGUUCAUGGACGUCAUGUAGCUGCCAUAAGAACUGUGACUGGUGCUUAUGUUAACGAGUAUGGAGAAGCUGAGGAGAUAGAGAAAGCUCAAGAAAGAGUAAAGGAUUUUGAGAGCAAAGAGGGAAGGAGGCCUCGUGUGCUAGUUGCUAAAGUUGGCGAAGACGGUCACGACAGAGGCUACAAGGUCAUAGCUUCUGGUUUCACUGAUCUUGGGUUUGAUGUUGACAUUGGACCACUCUUCAGUACUCCCACACAAGUAGCUCAACAGGCAGUGGAUGCAGAUGUACAUGUGAUUGGAAUAAGCUCAUUGGCUGGUGCUCAUAAAGUUUUGGUCCCUAAAGUGAUUGAAGAGCUAAAAACAAGAGGACGCGAUGAUAUACUGGUUGUGUGUGGAGGCGUGAUACCACCACAGGAUUAUCAGAGACUGUAUGAUAUUGGAGUGACUGCUAUAUAUGGACCAGGUACUAGUCUGCCUAAAGCUGCACUUGAACUUGUUGAUUUAUUAUCAAAAAGACAUUGAUACAACUAAUUUAUUAUAAGUAUCAUUAUUAUUGUUAUUAAAGAAAAAAUGCAUCCCUGUCCCCGUAGUAAUAUA